Molecule: messenger RNA, 1362 nt
Organism: Aspergillus wentii DTO 134E9
Lineage: Eukaryota; Fungi; Ascomycota; Eurotiomycetes; Eurotiales; Aspergillaceae
Gene: gel6
Product: putative 1,3-beta-glucanosyltransferase
Exons: 3
Coding region: 1-1362 (453 amino acids)
Biological process (GO): fungal-type cell wall (1->3)-beta-D-glucan biosynthetic process
Cellular component (GO): cytoplasm; fungal-type cell wall
Molecular function (GO): 1,3-beta-glucanosyltransferase activity
Source: RefSeq, a predicted model, not a curated record
AUGCUGUUUUCUUCGCAGUCGUGGUCUGCAGCUUCAUUGCUGAUGGGCAGUCUGCACGCCCUGACCGCACAAGCUGUGCCGACCAUCUCCGCCGUUGGCUCAAAAUUCUUCUACGAGGAUGGAAAGCAAUAUUUUCUCAAGGGAAUCGCCUAUCAACUCGUCCCUGAGGACCCUCUGAUCGACACCGCUCAAUGCAAACGUGAUAUUGUUCGCAUGUCGGAAUUGGGCGCCAAUGCCAUUCGUGUUUACCAUGUCGACCCCAGCGCCGACCAUAAAGGCUGCAUGAAGGCUUUUGCGGAUGCAGGCAUCUAUCUGUUUGUCGAUCUCGACACCUUCAAUACUCAGAUUGAACAGACCGAACCUCACUGGAACCAAACACAGUUCGAUCACUUCAAGGCCGUCUUGGACGAAUUCCAACAGUUUGACAAUACCGCCGGUGUGUUUGUCGGCAACGAAGUUCUCACCACCAAGGAUGGCUCGGCUGCGGCUCCCUACGUCCUUGCUGCGGCUCGUGACAUAAAGGCGUAUCGGGAUGAAAAGAACUACCGUAAGAUUCCCGUGGGAUACUCCGCGGCUGAUAUUGCCGAAUUGCGUCCCAUGCUUCAAAAUUAUAUGGCCUGUCUCAAAGACCCCGCCGAUCGAUUGGACUUUUUCGCUCUCAACGCCUACGAGUGGUGCGGUCAUUCCUCAUACCAGGUCUCUGGAUACAACAUCCUCCAGAAGAACGCGACAGACUACCCCAUCCCUAUCUUUUUCUCCGAAACUGGCUGCAAUACUGUCCCUCCUCGCACUUUCGACGACCAGGCCGCCAUCUUUGGCGAUGAGAUGUCUGGCACUUGGUCUGGCUCCAUGAUCUACGAAUGGAUCGAGGAAACCAAUGACUACGGUUUGAUCAGUUACGGCUCGAAAGUCAAGGAUGCCCCUGCGACCAACACGCUCAUUCAGGACGGUUACACACGCCAAGGAGUUCCUACCCCUGUCAACCCAGACUUUAACAACCUCAAAUCCCAAUGGUCUAAGCUGUCGCCGACCGGCGUGGCAUUGUCUGAUUACUCCAAGUCGACAUCCACCAUCACGCCCCCAGAGUGCCCUGCAUCCACCUCUGGAGGCUGGGCCGUUGAUCCCAAGUCUCCUCUCCCCACUCUCGGCCAAAGUUACAAAGUGACUGGCCCCAGCUCUUCUGCCACGAGCACAGCUAGCUCCAAGCAAUCUAAAACCUCGACCGGGGCGACUUCCACCUCCGCUACUAGCUCUGGCAACUCAAACACCGCUACGGUCGCUGGAAUGAAUGGUUCCGAUCGCCUGGCGAAGGUGUCUGCUCUGCUGUGCACCCUGGUUGGUGCCAUGGCCGUGUGGCUCUAA